This is a messenger RNA of Hermetia illucens (black soldier fly), 646 nucleotides long. RefSeq lists its product as uncharacterized. The record is from RefSeq and is a predicted model, not a curated record. The transcript is spliced from 4 exons. The coding region runs from base 1 to 582 and encodes 193 amino acids. Lineage: Eukaryota; Metazoa; Arthropoda; Insecta; Diptera; Stratiomyidae.
AUGUUUAUCGAUUCAGACUCUGAUUCUGAUUUGGAAGAUGCUAUUUUGUUAUAUAGUGCAGUGCUUGCCGAAUCUAUCAAAAAACAAAAAAAGAAAAGGCAAAAUAAAAGUAUUUAUUUGAAGAAGCGACAAAAAAGUGGCAGGUUUGCAAGAGAUUUUCAGGAUUUAAUUAAAGAUCCCAUAAGAUUCUGUGAAAAUUUUCACAUGGACGUGAAAACUUUUCAGCGGAUCCUAUCGAUGGUGACACCUUAUUUGAAGCCCAAGAAAAUGACUCGGCCAACAGAUGGAAUAUCUCCGAAUCAAAAGUUGGCGGCAGUGUUAGAGUACUUCGCUUGCGGAAGUCUGCAAAGGCACAUCGCUUCUGUGUAUAGGAUAAACUAUAUUGAUUCGAGCGGUAAUCUCAUUGAGGGCGAGUGGAGGAAUAAUAUACCAGCGAACUCGCUAUUUAGUUCAACAAUAAAUCCGACACAAGGACGACCAACUGAUAUCGGAAAAACUACUAGAGAUUCAUUAAAGGAAUUCGUAAAUUCGCCUGAGGGUUCAGUUCCUUGGCAAAAAAAAAUAACACAUCAAACGAAUUAAAAUUUGGAAAUUUUUUGUGAGAAUUAUAUCAAAAAGUUGAUCGUACAAUAAAAGAUUACAUUUU